UUGCGCGUCGGCCCCCUCUGCGGCUUCGCGUUCAUUCGUCGACGCUUCCCUGUCUCGACUUUGGACUGCGCGGGCGCGGCGUCGAAGCUCACGAAGCUCGCGAGUGUGAUCACUCUGGCGGUCGCCGAGGCGAGCUCCAUGAAGUGGAGGGGGGUGCGAGGCGCAUUAGAGUUGCCAGAUCUCUUGCACAUGUGCUUCAAUGCCGCCGAAGAGGCGACUGUCUCUCUCCGGGAGCGGGCGCCGCGCGAACUUUUGCUCGAGGCGGUCGCCGCAGCACGCAGUCGCGAGAAGGACAGACUCUGGACAAUAACUUUCAAGAACGCGCCCCCCCACGGCAGGAGGGCCGCGAACGAGUGCAGCGGGCAGCGCGUCGACUGGCGAUGGGAACAUUUGGAAGAAACGCUAUUCAGCAUCAACGUGGUUCGGCAAUCUUUGCGCAAGUAUUUCGACCCAGCGGCCAUAGGCGCAUCGGCUGAGAGGGCGGCCCGCUGCCGAAAGGUCACGUUGCAGAAGGAGUGGUUCGAGGCCAUGUCAAUGACG
This is a messenger RNA of Prorocentrum cordatum, 540 nucleotides long. Lineage: Eukaryota; Dinophyceae; Prorocentrales; Prorocentraceae. The record is from the annotation of a GenBank genome assembly.